Penicillium chermesinum is the source of this 1590-nucleotide messenger RNA. RefSeq lists its product as uncharacterized. Bases 1 to 1590 code for a protein of 529 amino acids. NCBI's taxonomy places the organism in Eukaryota, Fungi, Ascomycota, Eurotiomycetes, Eurotiales, Aspergillaceae. The transcript has a single exon. The record is from RefSeq and is a predicted model, not a curated record.
AUGUCUGACCUGUGGGUUUCUUUGAUGAACGCGAUUGAUCCCAACACUGAAGCCAUGCCUGCUGUCCUCCAAUCAACCAUCAACCUCUUGGAAUCCGAGCUCAUCAAAGCCCGGGCUGCCCUCCAUGAGGUUCAGCCACAUCCCUCCUUCACACGCCUUGGAGAUGAAAUCACCGUUGGAGCUAUGGCUUCCUAUCGCCAGAAUCUCAUCGACCGCGCCCCGGAUUUCUAUAGCGCCCGUCGUUUGACCCCAAAGGAGAUAGGACUUGAGCCUGUAUUCUACAGAUCGCCUACUGUUACAGUGAUCCCCGAGGCCACGGCGCUCCCUGUAGCGACCUCACGCGCGCCUUUGGAGGAUGUUCUCACCAAUAGUUUGAUUCUGGACCACAUGGCACCUUAUCUCUCGGUAUCUUCAUUGUUUGCCCUCGCCUCGACUUCGCGCCUACUGCAUGAUAUGAUCACUAAGACGCCGUAUGUUUUCCGGCAUCUGGAUCUGACCUGUUGUCGAGGUGCUCAGCACCCGGCGAAACACGAGGCCGAUGAUCUUCGGACAGAGGAUGAGAUAUACUCCGCACCUCUGCGUCAUAUCUUCUCCAGUCUCGAGAAUCGAUUGAUAUUGCAAGAUGUGCGCACCUUGGUCCUAGAUGGCCUGACGGUGCCAGCCGACCUUGUGGCCGACAUCAUUCUCACUGAUCGUUUCAGUGUGAACAUCCUCUCCAUCCGCGAGUGUCGCCACCUUAAUGAACGAAAACUGAUGCAAGUCAUCCAACAUGCCGUGCGUCCUACUCGUCCAGCGGGCACCCCACGAGUCAAGGGUAUCUACCACUUCUCUCCUGUGCACAGCCCGCCACGAGUUCCCGUGCGCCGUCGUUAUCGUGAAUGGUGGAGUUCGCGCGUGGGAUCUUCUCGAAGCUCAAGCCAAAGUUCAUCUAGCGCCUCCUCUGAUAACGAAGAAGAUCCCCAGCUGCCCAAGCCCGUGCAGAAUGAAUGGUACAGCCCCUCGGGCAAGAUGUUCAAACACAGCAUCGAGGACGGGUGGGCGCAGACGUUGCAGAAAUGCGAAGGUAUCAUUGCCUUUGAUGCUGUACUUUGCCGGGGGCUUCGACAUGAUAUCAAUGCGUAUUCCAUGGACGAAGGGAGUGCCCCACUAGAGGCACCCCUUCUCACUCCUGCGAUAGCUACUGUAGCCCUGGGACCUCGAGGCUGUGACGGGUGUCACAGUUCUCCCGAAGGGCCAGCUAUCUGGGGACAAUCCCCUGAUGAACAGUUCCCUUUGCUGGGCCCAAUCCCACUACACCUGUCGAGCAUCGCCGCAGCAAAGCGACCGGAGCAAAUUCCUGGAAGACACCCUUGCCUGAUUGCUCGAUGUACAGACUGCUUGACAGAUAGAUGGUGCAACAGGUGCAACAAAUGGUUCUGCUCCAACUGCCUCCCGAACCCGCAGCACCUGCAAGCAAAUUUGACGCCUCACCAGACUGCAGUGCGUCACGGCCAUGGUCCCAUGGCUGCCACUGCUAGACCAGUAAACCGAGAGGUACGUUUCCCCGAGAUGCUUCCCAGUAAAUGCCUUUCGACUCACAUUUUCGUCUAG